This is a messenger RNA of Durusdinium trenchii, 3147 nucleotides long. Lineage: Eukaryota; Dinophyceae; Suessiales; Symbiodiniaceae. The record is from the annotation of a GenBank genome assembly.
AUGAAGCCGUUUCAGUCCUUGCGACGUUUCCGCUGGUCUGAUGUGCCCAAGCGUCGGCGACAAGUCACCUACAUCACGGCAGGGGUGGCUUUCUCCACGUACACCAUGGAAAACAAGUUUAAGGAAUGUUUGGAGAUCGUGGGAAACAAGGCGGACAUCCGAGAACCUCACACCAUGUUUUGGUUGCGGGUCCUUUUUGGACGGAUGCGAUCACGGUGGGUGGGAGCCGCGGCGGAUGUACGGAUUCCGGUGGCCUUGCGGUCCUCCAUCUACAGCUUUUUCGCGUGGAGAUACAGUAUGGCAGUGGAUGAAAUUCGAUACCCGCUGGAUUCUUUCACAACCUUCAAUGAAUUCUUCAGUCGAAAACUGGUCGACGGGGCGAGGCCCAUCUCAAAGGUGCCGAAGGGCUUGGUUAGCCCCGUUGAUGGCACUGUGACCACCCUAGGCAAGAUCACGGAGGAGAGCGACCGAGUGGAACAAGUGAAAGGUGCCACGUACAACGUGCGGUCUUUUUUGGGUUUGGACCCAAGAGAGAGCAUUCAGCCAAAGUCGGAGCUUCACUAUGUCGUUCUGUAUUUGGCCCCAGGGAACUAUCAUCGGUUUCAUAGUCCUUGCGACUUGACAUUCAAAAGAGGCCGGCAUUUCUGUGGUGAGCUUUUGCCUGUGAGACCGUGGUUUCUUGAACGAUUCAAUGAUGUCCUUGCGGUGAAUGAGCGUGUGACACUCAACGGAGACUGGCAAUUCGGCUUCAUGAGUUUGGUUGCCGUUGGUGCUGCCAACUGCGGAAGUGUUUUCUUAGACUUUGAUCACAAGCUGAAGACGAAUCGGCUUCGGGACAUAGCAGUUCACUGCGGCGGUGAUGUCUCAGAGAAGCUCUACCCCGAUGGUGUGAAGUUGAGUUCUGGAGACGUGGUGGGAGGCUUCCGCAUGGGCUCCACAGUAGUGCUGGUCUUUGAGAGUCCCAAAGGAUUUCAGUGGGAUGUGACACCUGGCGAGAAUAUCAAGGUUGGCCAGCCACUAGGUGAGCCUUUGCGCGUGGAUGUGAUGCGGCCUUUGGCCUCAGCCCGCGUGGUGCUUCGAGCAGAAGAACUUCGAUAUUCAGACCCCUUCUCCUUCAUGGUGGCACAGCUCACAUCGGAGGGGAAGUUGCCCUGGCUCACUGGCAAAGGACCUGCACAAGAUGGCAAAAGUGGGGAGAAGCAGAACGAGUCUGUGAAAUAUGUGAGGGAUUCCAGCACACAGUUGGAUCUCCAGCCAGAGACUUUGCAGCAAGAGUGCACAGUGCCCAGCAUGACACCCUUCGAGGUCUUCUCCGACCCUGGCCAGACCCGGAAGGCCAAGCCAAUUUGUUGCCACUUGUUCACCCUGGCAAAUUGGCACAUCCGAAGGCAAGCCUUGCAGGCCAGAGGCAGGAACCAGAAGAACCAGCACCAGAAGGGUGAUGAGGAGCACCUUGGCUGCAAACUGCUUUCGCAGAGCAAAGCUGCAAAGCUGGUAGGCAAUGCAAAGGGGGAUGUCGAGAAAGCCAGUGCUGUGGAAAGAGCUGUGGCCCUGAUGUCUGGACAGGAAGAUGACGAGGUCCGAACACGAAGGGAGUUGGUGCAGCUGCAGGAAGAGCAGAAGGAACUUCGACUUCGAUCCGAGAGGACGGGAGGAGAGAUGAUUUGUUCGAUUUGGCUUCGCGGCUUUUCUGCCAUUUCAGUCGGGCGGAAAGAUGCAGAAAAUGUCAAGGAUCCACGGGUGCCAGUGCUGGUCGUUCUCGACCCGUUUCUGCCCUGCGUGGCGCGCAAGUACCAAGCACGGCCGCCUCCGCAAGUGCACAGCGGGAAUGCUGGUUAUUCUGUGCGUUGCAUUCUGCGAAACCGCGCGGAUCGGCCAUUCUCAUUCCUGGUAGACUGGGGUGCGACUGUGGUCGAAGGUUCCUUGAAGCGACCCGAGAGCCUGCCAAGCGCAUUGGUGGGCAUUCAUACCGUCAUUGAUUGUGCCACUGCGCGGCCUGAGGAAGACAUCUACGACAUUGAUUGGGAGGGCAAGAAGCGUCUCAUCCAGUGUUGCAAACAAAUGAAGAUCCAGCGCUACGUUUUUUGCAGCAUCAAGGACUGUGACAAAUACCAGAGUGUGCCACUUAUGCAGAUCAAGUAUUUGACGGAAAAGUUUCUGCAGGAGAGUAAGAUUCGGUACACUAUCCUCCGGGUCAGUGGUCUCAUGCAGCCGCUCAUUUCACAGUAUGCCGUCAGUGUUUUGGACGAUCAGAAGGUUUGGGGAGACGACGGCAGCAUGCCGGGCAUUGCAUACAUUGACUCCCAGGAUGUCUCUCGUAUGAUUGCGUCUGCAAUGAUCAAGGAGCGGACCGUGGGACAGACCUUGACCGUGACCGGGCCGAAGGUUUGGUCCACCAAUGACGUCAUCAAGCUUUGCGAGGAGCUCUCUGGAAGGGAUGCGGAUGUGAAUGUCGUGUCCAACUCGCAGAUGCAGCUCGCGAUGUCAGCUGCAGGUUUCUUUGAUUGGUCGGUGGAUGUGGCUGAGCGCUUGCGCUUCGUGGAGGUGAAUCAGCAGGGAUCGCCCGAUUCCCCCAUGCUGAUGACAGAGGAAACUUAUCAAGCUCUCGGUCUGGAGCCGUCAUCAACACGCAAGCUAGAGGAGUACAUUGGCGAAUACUACAGGAGAGUCUUUAAAAAGCUCACGAAGGGCAAGUAUGAGCCAGAGGCAGGCGAGCUCGAGAAAGAAAAGGCUGAGGCUGAAGCAAAGCUGAAGCAGGCUCUGUCCCAGGACACAGCUGAUGAAUUGCCGGCUGGCCAGCCAGCAGAGGAAGAAGUGACCGUUUCUUACCAGCGUGAUGUUGCAGAACGCUUGCAGAAGUUCUUCGAGGACAAAAUUCUGACCGAGAUGGAAGAUGACAAGAAUGCAUGGUUUGGCUGGGUGCCACUUGCUGAAGUGUUCAACGGACGAUCUGCAAUGGUGGGCUUCUCCCUGGGCUUGUUCACGGAAUGGGCCACAGAUGUCAACGUGGCCAAGCAGAUUGUGCCUCAGGCUAAUCAGAGCUUUCAGAUACGUAUCACUUCAAAGCACUGGGGCUGUGGAAAGACGGACACGUCAGCUAGCGGUGUCCAGUGGCUUGCUGGGCACAUGGAACAGGCUGAGGUGUGA